AUAUUUUUUUAAAUUUAGUUGAAUUCCAAAUUUUUUAACAAAAGUAUGAGUUGCCAAAGAAGAAAUCCUAGAAGAGGUAUAAAUUUUCAACUAGGAAGUCACGAAGUGCGUGAAACUGAAAAUAUUGUUGUUGUUCUAGAAGGAAGUAAUGAAAACCAAUCUAUUCUGAUUGACAAUAAUCCUAAUUUAAAUGACAGCUCCGAAAUUCGAAUUACUGAAGAAAAAUGCAACAGCGAAUCUCAAACAACACCAGGGUUAAUGAAAAAUGGAAUACCAAUGAAUGAAGAUGGCAAAGGCAUUGGAGAAGAUUCCAUUGAUGAAGAGCAAUCUUGUCCUGUUUGUUUUGAGGAAUGGACUAGUUCUGGGAAGCAUCGUUUAUGCUCUCUUAAUUGUGGACAUUUGUUUGGCCGCAGUUGUAUUGAAAGGUGGAUAAAAGAGCAAAGAAACAAAAACUGUCCUCAGUGUAAACACCCUUCUAAAUUAAAAGAUAUCAGAAACAUAUAUGCUAAACAUCUAAAAGUUCUUGAUACCACAGACAGAGAUCAAGCCCAAAAAGAGCUUUUAGAAGAACGUUACAGGCGAUCAAGAGCUGAAGAGAAUGAAGCCAAAGCAUUACUGCAGUGUCAACUAUUAAGAGCUGAAAUGGAACGUCUACGGCGAGAAGUGGAAAAACAGACAUCUAGUUGUUCAACAAGCUCAUUGCGGAACUCAAAUCAAUCAUCUGUAUUUAUUGCAAACACACAAGAUAUGUGUCCAUUAAGGCAACCUCUUGCUACUGUAAGUUCUUCGCAUAUAUCUUCAAGUCGAACAUUUGUUUUUCAAAAGACUCUACAAGUUUCAACAAAAGAGGCUCGCACCUUGGCAUUUGAUAAAAGCAAUAUGAUGAUAACAGUAUCAAAACCUUCUCCCAACCAGUUAUUUAAAGGUUAUGGAGUGCUCAAGGUAAGUUCACUGGAUUCUCGUUGCAGUGAGUUUAUCUCUAUUCAUCAAAACGUAAUUCGAGACAGUAAAUUUAAUAACACAUGCGAUCGUUUACUUCUCACAGCAUCAACAGAUAAAACUAUAAAAGUUUCAAAUAUGUUAAGUAACAGUGUAGUUAUAAGUUAUAAUUGUCCCGGACCUGUGUGGGCCUGCGGCUGGAACGAAACAAAUACCAAUAUUAUUUAUGCAGGAAUCCAAAAUGGAGAAUGUUGCAUAUACGACAUUCGACAAACUAAUGAAAUGCUUAUGAGUAUUCGGCCUCGCUUUGGUGCAUAUCCUAUUGUAUCUCUUUCAUAUGUACCUGCAUCAGAAGAAAGUCAAUCGAUGUGUUGCGAAGGAGUGCUUUUUGGAACAUUGCAAGGUGGUUGGUUUAUGCAUAAAGAUAAUGUUCACAAUUAUAGCGAUCGCCAGUUACUUUUUCCUGAAGGAUCUUCAUUUGGUUUGUACUUUGAGCCAAAAACUCGCUAUUGUAUGUUAUCACAAAGACCAAGUAAAAAAACAUCGAGAGUUACUCAUAUGAUAUGUUCGUUAUCUGGAGACGGAUCAGAAAUCAAUCCUAUAAGAACGAACCUUGUUCAACAGUGCUACGGUGGCUGCAGCGCUCAAUCAUUAACUCGUUCGUGUAUUUUUCCUAAUCCAGACGAUCCAACACAAUUGAUUGUUUGCGCUGGAGACGAAUCUUCAUCUUCGGUGAUUGUUUGGGAUGGCUUACGCGGAAAGCAAAUACAAACACUGACAAAUGCCGGCGGAACAGUAUUUGAUGUACUCUCAUUUCAAGCUCACGAUUCGAAUUUUCUUGCCUCGCUCACUGAGACUAAACUAUCGUUUUAUAAAUGGCAAUAGCUGACAAAAAUUUGUCUUCAUGAAACUUUAUAAAAUAAUUUUUUAAUAUUUAACAAUAAAAAAUUACGUAUAGCAA
Molecule: messenger RNA, 1900 nt
Organism: Hydra vulgaris (swiftwater hydra)
Lineage: Eukaryota; Metazoa; Cnidaria; Hydrozoa; Anthoathecata; Hydridae
Product: E3 ubiquitin-protein ligase rfwd3.S
Biological process (GO): protein ubiquitination; interstrand cross-link repair
Cellular component (GO): nucleus
Molecular function (GO): ubiquitin-protein transferase activity; protein binding
Source: RefSeq, a predicted model, not a curated record